GAGCCAGGGUUCUGUGCACGACUCGGGGAAGGAACGUUGUCCUCAUUGUAGCUCCUGUGAAUGUCCAGCAGAGGCCAGCUUUUUCCUAACCAUCUCUCGGCUGUCACUCAUCCAACCCCUCCAGGGGCUUUCUGUAAACCGGAAAAGGUUUCGCUCUCUCUCUCACACAUACACACAGACUCUCCGAGUGUAUGCUAAUUGUGAAGCCGCAGGAAUGGAGAGCGCAAAAGACCUGAGAGAUGUUGAGAUUGCUUUAAUUCAUCUGGAAUUUUAAAAGGCGAUUUGAUUGUUUUGAGAGCGACAGAGACACCAGGUUGAAUCCACAAUGACCUCUUCGCUUGGUGAACCAUUCCAGAAGUAAGCUUCGCCUAUACCAAGCAUUAGGAUGUCUCAACCCACGAGCAGCAAGGAACAUUGGAAACCAUGGGAGUUUUCGGGAAUCAGCCGGCAGGAAUUGGCCUUGGCAGAAGCUCUUCAGAUGGAGUACGAUGCGCUUUCAAGACUUCGGCAGAGCAGCACGACAGCAAGGGACGAUGGCAAGCCCAAACACAUUAACAGCCUGCAGUUGAUAUCGUUUGAGGACCCUUUGUUGGAAUACAGCCAAAUGAGAAAUGACCGUAAUGUCAUUAAAGGAUCUCAUGGUCUGUCAGGGUCAGACCCUGGUCUCAAUUAUAGCAAAGGAUCCCCGCUGCCAAGUGAAGGCACUGCUUGUUCUUCUACCUCAGCUCCUGGGCCGCCAGAUCAGUGCCAAGAGGACCAGGAAUACUAUCCAUUGUGGAAGAGUGUGUCCACAGCUACCAUUACCACAACCACCACAAACUCCUUCAACAGUGACUCAACUCCCCAACCCAUGAGUACAGGCCUCCUUGCCAGCGAGGGGACAUCUUGCCAACAAGGAGAUUGUUCCAUCACUGACUUUGUUCCACCAGUCCCACCACGAGUUCCUCUCGGCCCUAGUCAAAAUGCCACAUUAAUGGACCAUUGGCCCAAGGGGUUACCCAGCGAGAGCAUUGAGAAAUUGAAUAUACCUAAUGAUAUCAAUCUCUUCUCCCCCAGCAACGAUGAUUCAAAUGGAAAAAUCGUUGAACCUCCAAACAUUUACUCUGGCCAGAAGUUUUCUGAUGAUGAUUUUGAAUUGAUUGACUAUGAUGAUUUGAAUGACGCCAUAACAAAGCUGAAUUUAAUGUCCACCUACGGGGAGAAUACAAAACUGAUACGAGUUGGGAGCAUUGGCCCUAAUUCCGCCUUCAAAGGAAAAGACAGAAAGGGGGAGACAUCUGGGAAACCUGUCAGCAGAAGUAAGACUCUCCCACCUCAGGUCCCUCCAAGGACCUAUGUGUCCAGAAAUGGGAACCAGAACAAUGCUGUACAUCAGGCCAAAAAUCGAAGGGUCUCCAUUGAUCCGAGCUCCUUUAACCAAACCUACGAGACAGGAAGUUACGAGCUACUAGAAGUCUCAGAAGAGCGGAAUGAAGAGGUUGCAGCAUUCUGUCACAUGCUGGAUGUGCUUCGAGAUGGCUACACCUGUGGAAGUGGCGAGAACGUGGGAUUAAUCUGGAGUCCAGUUGUCAUCCGAAAUGACCAGCAUGGAGAUGGCAUCAGCGUGAAAGUUACUGUGUCCGCUAGCAGUCUCUCAGAGCCACUUACGUUCACGUGUGAUGGGGGCUCCACGGUGGAUCUUAUUAUCUAUCAAACUCUCUGCUAUAUUUAUGACGAUCUCAGGGGCAUAAACGUUGACAAUUUUGUCUUGAAGAUCUAUGGAUUGGAAGAAUUUCUACAGAAUAAACACACAAUCGGAAGCCACAAAUAUGUUCAGUUUUGCCGCAAGUUUGAUGUGGACAUUAAGCUUUACUUGAUGGAGCUUAAAGCAGUUUGCAAGGACUUGAUGCGCAUCGCCAGUGAUGACAAAAGUCCAUCGACUCUUAAUCAUUACAUACACCUACAAGAGAGACCCUUAAAACAGACCAUAACCAGGCAAGCUCUGACCCUUCUCUUUAACACCUACCAAAACGAGGUGGAUAGCUUUCUGCUGGCAGAGGUUGAUCAUUCACAGAAAGCUGAGAGAGUGGUGCAGUCUGUGAUGGCAAUUUGUAAUGCACUUGCCUUAAUUGAAACACAGGAGAUAACCAAUGCCUUGAACCAAUUGCCACCCUGCCCUUCACGGCUGCAUCCCAGGAUACAGAAGGAUCCUAGCAUGCUGGCAAGAAAAGAGAAUCGAGCUAUAAUUGGGGAGUCUUUAACGGCUGCCAUCUUGGACCUGGUGGAACUCUACUGCAACAGCUUCAAUGCGGAUUUCCAACCGGUGGCUCCAAGUCGGAAAGAUACUCAAACACAGAGUGCUCGCCUCAUUGAUAGUCCUCUCACUUUCACCAUCUAUGCAGCUCACAGGAUUCCUAUCACAUGGGCAGCUAGUUAUGAAGAUUUUUAUCUGUCGUGUGGCCUCAGCCAUGGAGGGAAGGAGCUUUGCAGUCAGCUGCAGACAAAGAAAACUCACAUCUACAAGUACCUCUUCCAUCUUCUCAUAUGGGAUCAGAAGAUCUGUUUUCCCAUUAAUAUUAACCAGCUGCCAAGAGAGACCCUCCUGACGCUGACACUCUACGCCUUUCCUGUUCCUCCUCCUGGGAGCUCGUCAGAAGCCAGCAAGCAGCGGCGCACCCCCGAGACUAUGGGAUGGGUGACUAUGCCACUCUUCAACUUCAGACAUGUACUGUCAUGUGGUAGAAAGCUGCUUGGAUUGUGGCCAUCCUGCCAACGAACCAGCCUCACCACGUCAACUGACUGCAAUUUCAUCCAGCCAGACAGUGUCAUCAUUCAGAUUGAUUUCCCGACCUCGGCAUUUGAAGUCAAGUUCAUGACACCUCCUCCAGCAGAAUUCAGCCCCAAAUACGAAUUCAGUAGCCUGGAUAAUGAGUCAAGGAAACAUCUGAAGGAAGUGAUGCAGAAGAAGUCCCUCUUCUGGCUGACUGAAGCAGACAAGAAGCUGUUGUGGGAGAAACGAUACUACUGUCACUCAGAAUGCAACUGCCUGCCGAUGGUGCUUGCCAGUGCCCCCAGCUGGGAGUGGGCUUGCCUGCCUGAUAUCUACACCUUGCUCAAACAGUGGAACUGCCUAAGCCACCUGGAUGCCUUAGGGUUACUCCACGCUGCGUUCCCUGAUCAAGAGCUUCGCCGCACUGCAGUGCAGUGGAUGGACACCAUGUCCACAUCUGAACUUGUGGAUUUUCUACCUCAGUUAGUACAAGCCCUGAAGUUUGAGUGUUACUUGGACAGCCCCCUGGUGAGGUUCCUGCUGCGGAGAGCCAUCUGUGAUGUGAAAAUUGCUCAUUAUCUCUACUGGUUACUGAAGAAUGCGUUAAAUGAUUCCCACUUCAGUGCCCGAUACCAGCAUCUUCUCGGGGCCUUGCUUUGCUGUGUGGGGAAGGGCAUGAGGGAGGAGUUUGAUAAGCAGACCAAACUAGUUCAAAUUCUGGCCAAAAUAGCACAGAAAGUCAGAGACACUACUCUCUCCGCUCGCCAGACUGUUCUGCGUGAAAACAUGGAGGUAGUGCAACAGUUCUUCAGCUUUCAGAAUCACUGUCGUUUGCCUUUAAACCCCAGUCUUUUAGCCAAAGGUGUAAAUCCAAGGGCUUGCUCUUUCUUCAAUUCCAAUGCUGUGCCUCUGAAGAUUUCCUUCCUCAACGCAGACCCUUUGGGGGAUAACAUUAACGUCAUUGUUAAGACUGGGGAUGACUUGCGGCAGGACAUGUUGACGCUUCAAAUGAUCCACAUCAUGAACAAGAUCUGGAUUCAGGAGGGCCUGGACAUGCGCAUGAUCUUCUUCAAGUGCACCUCAACAGGAUGGGGACGAGGAAUGGUGGAGUUGAUUCCACAUGCAGAGACUUUGCGGAAGAUCCAGGUGGAGCAUGGGGUGACGGGAUCUUUCAAAGACCAUCCGUUGGCAGAAUGGCUGCAGAAACAUAACCCAAAUGAAGAAGAGUACGAAAAGGCUGUGGAAAAUUUCAUUUACUCCUGUGCAGGCUGCUGUGUGGCCACUUAUGUCCUGGGCAUAUGUGACCGACAUAAUGACAAUAUCAUGCUGAAGACCAGUGGCCAUAUGUUCCAUAUUGAUUUUGGCAAAUUUCUCGGCCAUGCCCAGAUGCUGGGCAACUUUAAGAGAGACCGAGCUCCAUUUGUUUUCACCUCUGAUAUGGCCUACGUCAUUAAUGGUGGUGACAAACCUUCCAGCCGGUUCCAUGAUUUUGUUGACCUGUGCUGUCAGGCAUACAAUCUCAUCCGCAAGCACACUGACCUGUUCCUCAAUCUCCUGGGACUGAUGCUUUCCUGUGGAAUCCCAGAGCUGUCUGAUGUCCAUGACCUGAAAUAUGUUUAUGACGCCCUUCGACCACAGGAGUCAGACGCUCACGCUACCACCUAUUUUACAAGGCUAAUCGAAUCAAGUCUGGGUAGUGUGGCAACCAAGCUCAACUUCUUCCUUCACAACCUGGCCCAGAUGAAGUUUGCUGGGAGUGAUGAACAUCCAACACUCUCCUAUGCUCCAAAAACAUUCACAAUGAAGACCGAUGGGAAAAUCAAGGAGGUGUUUGUGUGUCAACAUCAAAAAAUAUUUAACCCCACUAAAGGAUAUGCUUAUGUUGUUAAAGUGGAGCGAGAAGGACAGCACGAUGCUACAUUCAUACUGAGAACCUUUGAGGAAUUUCAUGAGCUCCACAAUAAACUCCGCCUCAUUUUCCCAUCGUCCAAACUGCCAAGCUUCCCGAGCAGGUUUGUGCUUGGUCGAGGUGCAGCAACGGCAGAUAGACGCAAGGAGGAACUGGAUGGUUACAUCUGGCACUUAAUACACUCCCCCCCUGAAGUGGCUGAGUGUGAUCUGGUCUACACCUUCUUCCACCCACUCCCAAAGGACGACAAGUCCAUGACUGGAAACACGUUGCCAAAGCCAACAGAUGGACCACCAACACCACCAAUGGGGAAGGUCGGAGGAGAAGUGAAGCUGUCUAUCUCGUACAAGAAUGAUAAGCUUUUUAUCAUGGUGAUGCACAUCCGAGGCCUAGUUUUGCAGGAUGGGACUGAUCCAGAUCCUUACGUCAAAAUUUACUUGCUGCCAGAUCCACAGAAAACAAGCAAAAGGAAGACUAAAGUGGCACGAAAGACUUGUAACCCAACAUACAAUGAAAUGUUGGUAUACGAUGGCAUUCCGAAAGGAGAUGUGCAGCAGCGGAUUAUCCACUUGCGAGUUCUGAGUGAGGAAGCGUUCCGGGAGAACAUUAUGCUCGGGGAGGUGCACAUUAACCUCAAGGACUUCAAUCUAAACCAGAGAAUGGUUGGUUGGUAUCACCUGGGAUCGACAGCCCCACAAUGUACUUCAUUCUGAGCAUUCGGAAACGUCACUAAAGGCUGUCUGUUGGACCUCGCCGAGAUUGGGGUUAAGGGUGCAGAACAAGGAAUAAGCAAUUUGUGUUUCCUCUAUUUCAAUUUUAUUUGUGAACAGACAUGAGGUUAAAAUAUUCAAACAAUAUUUUUGAGCCUCUUUAUAUUGGAACACGUUGAAGAGACACUGCCCUCAGACCCGAGGAUUACUGGGCAUGAUGUUGCAUGCGUCAAGAGAUGCAAACUGUUUGCUCCCAAGUUGUGUAUUAUUACACUAUGAAAAUGAAGGUAAUUAUUUGAACUGUUUAUAUGCUUUUAAACUGUGCUGUGGGCGACCAUGUCGUAAAGAAGGACUUACUGCAACUUUUUUUUGCACUAAACAUAAACAAGAGGAAGGAUUAAACCCUUCAGGAAUUGAUCAAAGUUCACUAAUAGGAAAGUAGCAUAACAGACAGCUUAUGUCAAUUCUCUAUAUUCCUGCUACUCUAUUCUCUCUCAUGUCCCCAGAUGAGAAGUGGAUAGUUCAUAGUCUUUUGGCUUUGAGAUGUGAAUGAAGCCUUGUGAAAGAAACUUUCUGGGGCGAAAUUGCCCACUGUGUGUUAUGUGACAUCUUGGAACAUGAGAACAGAAGUGGACGAUUGAAGCUACCUACAUGCUGUCCUACCAUGCAAAACCCACUGAGUUUGAGAUUGGUCUUGGUUGACAGCACUAAACAGAUGUUACGCACUCACUCAAUAUUCGGUUGCACUGAAGAAAAUGGAACCAACUGUUGGGUGGGGUGCACAAGAGGCAGCUCAUGCAAUAGUGCCUAGUUAAUGCUACUGCAUAAGAUUCAUUUCUUUCAUUCUAAGGAGUAGAAAAAUGCAAGAGCAACUUCCAUUGGUUAGAAUUGUAUUUGAUGCAAAUUCAAAAACACACUGUCUUAACUAAACCAUCAGAUUAUCUGGGUGAGCUUGUAUAGCAGUUCUGCAAAUAUUGAUGCCCUGAGAAAUUAAUAAUAACUCCUUCAAAUACCCUGGAGGUCUCUUGCUAAGUCCUUGUGUAAAAAAAAGAUACGAAUUAAUGCAGAGUUGGUCUUCAUCAGUUGGCCAGAAAGGUGAGACACCAAAGACCAAGACAACCCACGUUCAGUUCUCAGUCUAUCCGAAGUUAUUUGGUUUCAGCUGGGUUAGAAAUCGGUGCAAUCAAAUUGACCUGUGAUAUCUUGAACUAUAGAAAACAGCAAGGACUGGAGGAUGGUGGGGGGAAGAGAGGUUGGUGGGUCUUGUAGCUGAUCACUGGUCUCUCCUCCCUAAUGCAUACAAUGUUGAAGAUGGUAAGGUGGUGUUGGACUUAACUCCCUGGACCUUCAUUGUCUAAACAUUCACUCAUUUCAAUUCACGUGAUCAAUUUAGGUGAAAUACUAGAGGAUACUAGCACUUAAAUGACAAUCCUUCUGUAUCUCUAAUGAUUAAUGGGUUCUGUAGAUGACGCUGUGCCAACUCACUGUUGCAUUUAAUUAAUCAGAUUAGGUUCUACCAUUUGCUCAAUGGAGGGAGCGUCUUUCUAAGUGACUUCAUUGCUUUUGUCACCUGAUUUUUGCAGGAUUAAUCUUGGAAGACAUUGAGUAAAGUCUUAAUUGCAGGAUGUGACCAGCAUUAAUUGAAACCAAGUAUUUGACUCCUAAGUGCUCAGAUUGUAAGCCUGACCUGGUUUAAAAUAACAUUAUAGAACCAUAGAAAUAUAACAAACAUGAGGUCAUUUGGGCCACUGGAAAAAGUGCUGCCUGGUCUAAACCCACCUCCCUCACUAGGUCUGCAGCUUGCAGCUGCGCACCCAAGCAAUCUUAACUAAACCAUUGGAAUAUCUGCUUGAGCCUGUAUAGCAGUUCUGCAGAUAUUGAUGUCCUGGGAAAUUAGUAGUAACUCCUUCAGGUAUCCUGGUUAGUUUCUGUUGAGAGUUUCUGCUUCUAUCGCCCUUCCAGACCCCUGUCAACAUCUGCAAGAAAGAAUUUUUCCUCAUCCACCUUCUAAUUCCUUUAAAUGUUUUGGAAGACCUCCAUCUUCUCUAAUGUUAAGAGUCCAUUAAAAACACUUAUUGCGUCUUCAGCUUUCCUCAUCUACCUGCAUAUGUUCUCCAUAGGCUGCUGCUGUUGCAGAGAGGCAUGGAUGACAGGAGCUCCUGAUCCACAUAGCCACAGGAGCUCCUCAAGUCUGCCCUAUCUUUCAGUUAGAUCUGAUUUUUAACUCCAUCUACCCACCUUGGUCCAAAUGCUUGAAUCUCCUUAAUAGAAAAAAAUCUGUCCAUCUCCUCAGAUUAGAUUUCAUUUGGCUCCCAGCCUCAGCAGCUUUUUGUAAGAGGUUAUUCCAUGCCACCACUACCCUGUGUGCAUAGAGGAUAGAACAUAACAUUGGGAAAACAGAGUGCUGUACUCAAUGUUACUUAAAAUGGAGAGCAAAGUUUACGACCAAAUCACUUCAGCGCUGGCUGUCAUUUACAAUCAAGUGCUGCCACUGCUCUGGCGAUCUCAGCUCUUAUUCCUUUCUUUGGUGGUGGGGGGAUGAGGUGUGAGGGGUGGGUGAUGCACCAGACCUUUAAGUGUCCACAACAUAUGCACUUUACUUUUCAAAGCAGCCAACUCCUGUUGCUCCCUCUUGCACCAUUGUUUUACUGAUAGGAACCCUAUUGUUGUAGUACUUGGUAAUGCUGUAUCUAGGGCAAGUGUGGCCUUUCCUGUAUUGUAGGAUGUGCAUGAGUAGGACACAUUCACUGCUGAAUCUCGGGAACUGAGAUGAAGUUGCACAUGUCCUGCCUCUGUCAGUUCCUGCUUGAACAAAGUGGCUGCUGAAUUGCCACUUUCUGUAUAGCUCAGUUGUAGUUAAUGAUGAGGACAUUGUUUCUGUUGGGAAGGAGAUUCCAACCAGCUGUGUUCCUCAUUUAUAUCCUUCCUCCCAGUCUCUUUAACAUAGGCAGCUAAGGAAGAAACUUUGUGAAAUUCCCAGGUCUUGUUUCAGUUUACCCUUGUACAUAAGGAAAGGCACCAUUGACUUCUACUGAAAUGUCCUUUUUAUUAACUAAUGAAAGUUAUACUGUAAGAUUUGUUUGCAGAUCUUUUUUGCCUGUAAGUAAUUUACUUUUGAUUGAAUGAUACGCAAUGCUGUUGAAUAUUU
This is a messenger RNA of Pristis pectinata (smalltooth sawfish), 8516 nucleotides long. RefSeq names its product phosphatidylinositol-4-phosphate 3-kinase, catalytic subunit type 2 beta (gene pik3c2b). The coding region runs from base 386 to 5371 and encodes 1661 amino acids. The record is from RefSeq and is a predicted model, not a curated record. Gene Ontology annotation, cellular component: cytoplasm; phosphatidylinositol 3-kinase complex; plasma membrane. The transcript is spliced from 33 exons. Gene Ontology annotation, biological process: cell migration; phosphatidylinositol-mediated signaling; phosphatidylinositol-3-phosphate biosynthetic process. NCBI's taxonomy places the organism in Eukaryota, Metazoa, Chordata, Chondrichthyes, Rhinopristiformes, Pristidae. Gene Ontology annotation, molecular function: phosphatidylinositol binding; 1-phosphatidylinositol-3-kinase activity; 1-phosphatidylinositol-4-phosphate 3-kinase activity.